Callithrix jacchus (white-tufted-ear marmoset) is the source of this 2012-nucleotide messenger RNA. NCBI's taxonomy places the organism in Eukaryota, Metazoa, Chordata, Mammalia, Primates, Cebidae. The record is from RefSeq and is a predicted model, not a curated record.
AUGCGAAUUCCCCCGAGACACCCCUCAGCCUCCGACCUCCAGACCCCAACUCGGUUCGAAUGGUCCCUUCGCCCGGAACACAGCUGGAUCACAACUGGCGGUGUCCCGGCCCACAGUCCCGGUUCCGCUGGCUCCCCGCACGGAACUCUCAGGGACUGCGCCGCCGGCUCCGGUCGGCCUCUGUCGCCGGCCUCGGCGGGGCGCAGCCCGGGGCGACCCGAGGGUGAGAAGUUGGGUGAGGCUCCAGAAGUGAAGGGGCAGCUCCGGGCUCAGACUGUGUACACACGACCUUUGAAAAGUAAACGCCCGCGGGGCUGGGCGACCUUGGGUGGGACGCGCUCGGGUCCGCCUCGAAGGCGGCGCGCGGCGGCCGGGAGCCCCCAGGACACCUUGGCGUCCGGAGCGUCUCGCCCCUGGGGUACCUACAGCGCGCGUCGCACCCUGCACCUGCACCCCAAGCUCCCCAUCGCCCAGACCGCGCCGCCUUUGGGGCUCCGACAGGGGGUCCCCGGCGCAGCCGCCCCCGACCUACCAGCUCUCGGCGACUGUCGGGGUGCGGGGUCCGGAGUCCGCGCGCCGCCGCCGGCCCCCGGCUCUGCCCCGCGGCCCGGCCCACAGAGCCCGGCUUCCGCAGCUCCCCCACGUGCUUGCCCAGGCAGGUGGAACACAGAGACAUUAAAUACUGAGGACGCGCGGCGACGUGCCCGCGGCGCGACGCAGGCCCCGCCCCUCGCCCUCGUGCCCCCGCGCCCCCGCACCCCCGAGCCCUCCUCGCUCACCAGCGCGUGCGCGCCGCCGGCCUCUCCCGGCAGCGCCUCCGCCGCGCCUCUCCCAGCUGCGCCAAAGGGGCGCGGUCUAAAGUGCUCGGCGAACAUCCCGCCGCCGCCCCGAGCGGGGUUCUGCUCGCGCUCUCGCGAGAGGAGCCAUCAUCUCCUUGAUGCCCGGGAGAGGGGCCGGGCGGGAAGGUCCAGAACUCGGAGGACCCUCAGUAUCCUGCAUCGCAAGCCUAGCACUGGUUCUGCCGCCUUUGCUCUGGGCAGGCUCGAAGGGUCAGCCAGGUCAUCUCCUGCCUCGACGGAGAGCGCCCUGGAAAAGACAGAGGGGCCGACUUUAGUCACACAGCAGCAAUGGGAAGAUUUUCGCUCAAGCAAUCUGACUUGGAGCCCAUGGAUUAACCAACUCACUAUACUGCCACUAGAGGCAAGUCCAGAGACCUUGGGAGCAGUUUAUACAGAAACAGAUCUGUUAUGGGUAGAAUCGUGUCUCUUCAGAAAGAAUGUUGAGGGCCAGGCGCCGUGGCUCACACCUGUAAUCCCAGCACUUUGGGAGGCCAAGGUAGGCAGAUCACCUGAGUUCGGGAGUUCGAGAUCAGCCUGACCAACAUGGAAACCCUGUCUUUACUAAAAAUAUAAAACUUAGCUGGGCAUGGUGGCACAUGCCUGUAAUCCCAGCUACUCAGAAGCCUAAGGCAGGGGAAUCACUUGAACCCGGGAGGUAGAGGUUGCAGUGAGCCGAGAUCAUGCCAUUGCACUCCAGCCUGGGCAACAAGAGCAAAACUCUAUCUCAAAAAAAAAAAAAAAAAAGGUAAAACCCUAACCUUCUGCCCCCAGUACCUCAGAAUGUGACCUUAUGUGGGAACAGAGCUAUUGAAGAUGUAACUAGUUAAGCUGAGGUCAUCCUGGAAUAGAUUAGACCACUACUCCAAUGUGACUGGCAUCCUUAUAAGAAGACAACCAUGUGAAGGCAGGGAGACACAGAGAUAGCACCAUGUGAAGACAGAGAAUUGGGUUAAUGUAUUAUAAGUCAAAGACUGCCAAAUCACCAGCAAACCACCAGAAGCAGGAAAAAGGCAAGGAACCCCUACGGUUUCAGAGCGGGAGCAUGGCCCCACUGCCACCUUGAUUUGGACUUCUUCCCACUAGAACUGUGAUACAGUAAAUUUCUCCUUUCCUUUCUUUGGUGUCCUUAUAUUUUGUGAAAAGAAGAAAAAAUAAAAAAGUAAAAAAAGUAAA